Naumovozyma dairenensis CBS 421 is the source of this 591-nucleotide messenger RNA. It is a transcript of the gene COA1, whose product is annotated as Coa1p. Gene Ontology annotation, biological process: mitochondrial respiratory chain complex IV assembly. Gene Ontology annotation, cellular component: mitochondrial inner membrane. Lineage: Eukaryota; Fungi; Ascomycota; Saccharomycetes; Saccharomycetales; Saccharomycetaceae. The record is from RefSeq and is a predicted model, not a curated record. The transcript has a single exon. The coding region runs from base 1 to 591 and encodes 196 amino acids.
AUGAUUAGAAAUCAAAUGUGUCGCUCUGUACUAUUAAUUACAGGAUGUAGAUGUUCACCAUUGAGUUAUACAAAUUAUCGUUUGUUCAGCAGCAUUUCUACACUUAAUGCAACGGCAACGUCAGCUCCCGAAGCAGAGAUAAUUUUGAAGAAUAAGGAUAAACCUUUGAGAAUUGAAAGAGAAUUACCUGAUCCAAGAGAAGACAGAAGAAAACAAAUUUUUGGUUUUAUUGGAUUUUCAGUUGCUAUAACAGCUUCUUUGGCUUUGCUGUUCAAUUACGAGAAGACUGAAUCGCCUAUUAUCUCGACAAGUUUAUAUCAAUUGAGAAGAUCACCCAUUACCACUGAACUUUUGGGUGAAAAUAUUGAGUUUGCUGGUCUUACCCCAUGGGUUUUUGGUCAAUUGAAUCCAGUCAAGGGUAAAAUUGACAUCAAGUUUUAUAUAAAAGGCGAUAAAGGAAAAACUGGUGUUGUAAAAUUGGUGGCAGAUAGAGCAAAUAGAUCAGAGGAGUUCUUAAUUCAUGAAUGGAGUGUGACUGUCGAUGAUAAACAUAUAGAUCUUCUAGAAGAAACACCAUUCAAGGUUGACUGA